AGGUAGGUAGAUGGGCGAGCUAUGGAAGCCAUGGUGAUCAGGAAAUUGGUAAUAGCUCUUGUGAUGGCGGUGUAUAGGAUUCUUGCGGUUCGAUCGGGCCAGUCCAGCAGCGGCAGCAUUGUCAGCCCCGAUUCCAUGUUUGCAUUUGGGGAUUCUUUGAGCGACACCGGAAACGAUGCCUCGGCGUUCCCUGGAUCAAAGCCCUCGCUCCAUUACGGCCAGACUUUCUUCCGCAAGUUUGCUGGCCGGGCCUCGGAUGGGAGGCUUCUCAUUGAUUUCUUGGUUCUUGUUCUUUCUCCGAAACUUUUAGCGCAAGCAUUUGGUCUUCCAUUCCUUAGCCCCUACUUGCAAGGUUUCAAUGCGGACUAUCGGCAUGGAGUCAACUUCGCGGCUAGAGGAGCCACUGCUCGCAGCACCUCGAUCGUGACACCGUUUUUUCUUAGUGUUCAAGUCAGCCAGAUGAUCCACUUUCGCGAAGCUGUUCUUGCUGCUCCACAAGCCACUCCACUCCUCCCAAACUCGACUGUGUUCUCCACGGCGCUCUACGUGAUCUACAUUGGGAUCAACGAUUUCUGGCAAAAUCUAAACAACAAUCGCAUGACCAUCCAGCAGAUAAACUCGACCGUGGUUCCUCAGUUGAUACAAACAGUACCCAAAGCUUUGGAGAGGCUCUACCACGACGUUGGCGCGAGAAAGUUUCUUAUUGUCACUGUUCCUGCCGUGGGAUGCCUUCCAGUCGUCUUGAGUGAGUUUGGAUCCUCCAGUUCGGAAGAUUACGAUGCCAGUGGCUGCUUGCGAGCUUUCGACGAUGUCGUGGGGUCGUACAACGCACGGCUGCGCGCUCUGGCUCUCGGUUUCGCGGGGAAGUUUGCUCAAGCUCGAGUCUUCUUUGGAGAUAUCUUCGCGGUUCACAAGGAUGUGAUUGCCAAUCCCGAGCUUCACGGAUUUGCGCCAAGCUCGAAGUUGAGUGCUUGCUGCGGUGGCGGCGGCAAACUCCAUGAAGCCGUGAAGCAGUGCGGGGUGAUUGCCACGCCGGUUUGCGAGUCCCCGUCCUCCUACAUCAGCUGGGACGGGAUCCAUUUCACUGACGCGUUCAAUCGCGUUGCCGCUGCCAGUAUCCUUGGAUCGAUUCCAUCAAUUUAGAUAGAGCAUUCUUGUUGGAAGAACAUGAGCGUUUGCGUAAAGCUGUUUGUAUCAGUUGUCUGGCGACAGAAACACGCAUGGAUCAGAGCUAGGUUGAAAGGAAAGAAAGAA
Molecule: messenger RNA, 1254 nt
Organism: Selaginella moellendorffii
Lineage: Eukaryota; Viridiplantae; Streptophyta; Lycopodiopsida; Selaginellales; Selaginellaceae
Product: GDSL esterase/lipase At4g01130
Exons: 5
Coding region: 22-1143 (373 amino acids)
Biological process (GO): lipid metabolic process
Molecular function (GO): lipase activity
Source: RefSeq, a predicted model, not a curated record